UCACAUGACAGCCGUGGUUACCAAGACAGGAAGUCAGCAUUUUCAUGUGGGAGAAGAUAUGAAAUUCUAAAAAAAUGGAGGAGUGUACAACAGCGUCACACUGCUGAAGGAAACAAAAGGAGGAGAAUUCAGACAAGUGAAAAGAGAAUGAGAUUGAUAGAGAGAUAAGCAGAUGUGAAAAACAUUUCAAACUCCACAAAUCAGCAUGUGUUACUUCAUCCUCGAGACUUGGAUUAAGUCAGUCUAAAUAUUUUUAUUUAUUUGUAGUAAGGAAAAAGAAUACAUAACAUUUUAGAAUUGCUUUUGAAAAUGGCACUUUGAAGGUACGUUUACUACAAGUGCGUUGAAGUGCGCAUAAUCCGUGAGUAUAGCAAUAAAGGACGUUUAAAGGUCAGAGACAAGAAGUCUGACCAAAGGUUUGUAGCGAUGGCGAAUAGUUGGACAUUAACGGUGAUCGUCCUCCUGAGUGUCUUUAUGGCAAGAAGUCAAACAAGAGGAGAUCAAGACACUGUUUCACAUCAGAAUCAAGCUUCUGUGAUUGAAAAACUGACAGUUUUCACAGAGCAGACCUUUAUUUCGGGCAGAAAUGUGACUUUACAGUGUGGCAAUGUCACUGAUGUCAAAUGGAAAGAAUUAAUUUAUAUUGUCUGGAACAUCAGCCUGCAAGGCAGGAAAUGCUGGCUUGGUUUGUCACCCAAGCUGGACAACACAUGUAAUGAUGGAAAGAGGCUGUACAACACCUCAGAUGGAGUUUCCUUAUUCAUUCCCAAGAUUUCAAUAGAAGAUGAAGGAUUUUACUCUUGUGAUGUAUCAUAUAAAGGAGGAAGCUAUGCUGUAAAUGUGACUGUAAAUGUUAACCAACUUACCACAAGGCUGGAAAGUGAAAACAGUCUAAGGAUUGCUAUCUGUAGUUCCACAUCUAAAAAGACAGAACCCACUCUUCAUUGGGAACCUGCCUUAAACUAUUCCUCCAAUAACAGUUCUGUCAAGAAUGGCACAUCUUUUAUAGUGGUUAAUCGAUUAUAUCUGCCGAAUGAGGUCAACAUCAGUGAGCUCACCUGUGUGGCCACAUACAAAUCUGAGUCCGGCUCUGUGCAGCAGAAUAGCACACUUCAUCUCACAACAGGUCCAAAAGACAUAAAGCCCUCAUUUCUACUGGAAACGAUUGCCAUAACAGUUGGUUCUGUUUGUUUUAUUCUUGUAUCUCUGGCCAUGGUUUACAUUCUACGCAGAAAGCUUUAUGACUUAAGUGCACUGAAGAUGCUUUGCUGCAAAUCCAAAAUCUCAACGACACCCGAAGACAAACCACCCCAGCAUAUGUCUGUGUGUACGAAGCCUGCUGAUGUUGAAGAGGUGGAACCCUAUGCAAGUUACAUACAGAGAGUCAACUCCAUCUACAACUCGUCAGCUGAACUCUUCAACGCUUGAGAGACACUCACUUUUCAUGAUGAAACAGGAUACCAGAGCAAAGAUAUG
Messenger RNA from Labeo rohita (rohu), 1476 nucleotides. Its product is annotated as cell surface glycoprotein CD200 receptor 1. The transcript is spliced from 7 exons. The record is from RefSeq and is a predicted model, not a curated record. Bases 427 to 1428 code for a protein of 333 amino acids. Lineage: Eukaryota; Metazoa; Chordata; Actinopteri; Cypriniformes; Cyprinidae. Gene Ontology annotation, biological process: regulation of neuroinflammatory response. Gene Ontology annotation, molecular function: signaling receptor activity.